CAUUCUAAUUUCAAAAUAUAAAUUAAUAAUUUUCAGCAAAUUGUUCUCCAUCUUCUUCUUGUUGGUUGUACCCAAAAUCUUCAAUGUCGGACGAAGAGCAUCAUUUUGAGUCGAAGGCCGACGCCGGAGCCUCCAAGACCUUCCCUCAGCAGGCCGGAACCAUCCGCAAGAAUGGUUACAUUGUCAUCAAGGGCCGUCCCUGCAAGGUAGUUGAGGUUUCUACAUCCAAGACUGGAAAGCAUGGGCAUGCUAAAUGUCACUUUGUGGCAAUUGAUAUCUUCACCGCCAAAAAACUUGAAGAUAUUGUUCCAUCAUCCCACAACUGUGAUGUUCCUGAGGUUACUCGUACCGAUUAUCAGCUUAUUGACAUAUCUGAAGACGGAUUUGUGAGCCUCUUGACUGACAAUGGAAGCACAAAGGAUGAUUUGAGGCUUCCUACUGAUGAAAGUUUACUUGCUCAGAUUAAAGAUGGAUUUGCAGAAGGAAAGGACCUUGUUGUGAGUGUCAUGUCAGCCAUGGGAGAGGAACAAAUCUGUGGCUUGAAGGAUAUUGGUCCAAAGAACUAACUUGCCCAACUCACAAGUUAACUAAUAUACUCCUUAAGUUAUAGUUGAGAAUAUUUAUUCUUGUUGAACUUUGGAUGUGUUUUUUCCUUUUAUAUGAAUUGGAUGUUGUUUAGUAUUUCUGAACAGAUGGGUUUAGAUUUUCAGUAGUAGAAAAUAUAGGGAGUUAAAUUAUUACUUGUCAAA
Molecule: messenger RNA, 749 nt
Organism: Benincasa hispida (wax gourd)
Lineage: Eukaryota; Viridiplantae; Streptophyta; Magnoliopsida; Cucurbitales; Cucurbitaceae
Product: eukaryotic translation initiation factor 5A-4-like
Biological process (GO): positive regulation of translational termination; positive regulation of translational elongation
Molecular function (GO): translation elongation factor activity; ribosome binding; RNA binding
Source: RefSeq, a predicted model, not a curated record